AUGACGUCAAACCGAGCUCUCUGGCUGGAGUCCUUCUCCUCCCCGCCAUCCAUCAUCUCCCUCCCAAUCCCAACAGCCACCUCCGGCUCAGCCGUCGUCCGCAUCCUCGCCACCUUCAUCGUCCCCUACGCCCACGCCGUCCACUCAGGCCAGAUCGCCGCCCUCGGCAUCACGCCCCCCCUGGUCCCCAACCCCACCUCCAUCGCGCGCAUCCACGCCGUCGGGCCCGACGCCGUCGCACUCCAGCCCGGCGACCUCGUCUACGUCGACGCGACCAUCACCGCGCGCGACGACCCCAGCGUGAAGAUCAUGCAGGGCCACCACGCCGGCGAAUAUCACGACCGCUCGAUCAAGCUGACCCAGGGCGAGUGGCGCGACGGCGCUCUGCAGCAGUUCCAGCGCGUGCCGCUCGAGAACUGCGCGCCGCUCGACGAGGCGCGGUUGUGCCAUGGGCGGCUGGGGUACACGCCGGCCGAGCUCGCGGCCAUCCCGCUGUAUCAUGUUGCGGGAGGGGCGGUCCUCGAGGCGGCGCGGCUGCGUGCGGCCGAGACGAUCGUCGUCGGGCCUGCUGGCGGCUCGUUUGGCGGCGCGGCGGUCGAGAUCGCGCUGGCGGUGGGCGCGAAUGUCGUUGCGCUGGGGAGGAGUGAGGAGAAGCUCGCUGAGAUGCAGCGGAGGCUCGGCGCCGGAGAUCGUUUCAGCUAUGUCGUCAUGACGGGGGAUGUGGACGCCGAUGUGGCUGCGAUUCUGGCGAAGACGGAGCGGGGCGCUGGGGCGGAUGUGUUCAAUGACUGGACGCCUGCGGCGAUGGAGCGCCCGCCGUAUUUCGACGCGGCGGUGCGGGCGUUGAAGUCGGGUGGGAGGGUUGUGUUGAGUGGUGGGUCCAGUGGGAGUGCUGCCGUUCCUUAUACGCUGGCGGUGCAUAAGGGACUCAAGAUUAUGGGGCAGUGGAUGUCUAAUCGCCACACGCUGGAUCGAGUCAUUAGCAUGGUGACCUCUGGCUUGCUGAAGAUUGGAGUCGAAAGUGGCGCAAAGGUUGCGACCUUCAGUUUGGAUGAACAUGAAGAGGCCAUUGCACAUGCGGAGAAGAAUGGCGGCUGGAGAAAUUAUACUCUGGUCACCCCAAACACUGAGUAG
This is a messenger RNA of Lasiodiplodia theobromae, 1134 nucleotides long. RefSeq names its product putative quinone oxidoreductase. The record is from RefSeq and is a predicted model, not a curated record. The transcript has a single exon. NCBI's taxonomy places the organism in Eukaryota, Fungi, Ascomycota, Dothideomycetes, Botryosphaeriales, Botryosphaeriaceae. Gene Ontology annotation, molecular function: oxidoreductase activity. The coding region runs from base 1 to 1134 and encodes 377 amino acids.